Messenger RNA from Miniopterus natalensis, 1139 nucleotides. NCBI's taxonomy places the organism in Eukaryota, Metazoa, Chordata, Mammalia, Chiroptera, Miniopteridae. The record is from RefSeq and is a predicted model, not a curated record.
AUGCAUGUCUUUGGCCUGCAGGUGGAUGCAGGCUGGAAAGGUGGGGCUGGCCCUUUAAGAGGAGCUGUCCAGACCAGCAGAAAGCAGGCUGCUGCGGUCUGGGGCCCUGUCUGGGAUCUGGGCCUAGAGGGGACCCUCUUCACUGACAUCCUCUACAGGAAUGUGGCCUUCCUCAAUCUGGUGGACCCCAUCUCCCAUGAUCUGCUUGUGAACCUGGCCCGGGACCUGCAGUGCCCCAAGACGGACUAUGAGCUCUGGAAGUCCUCAGAUAAGAUUUGUAGGCAGCUCAUCUACCACCUCACCCCACACACCAAGCGGCAGCUAGGAUCCAGCCUGCCCCAGAAGAAGACCCAGAGCUGCCUCAAGAGCAGCCUCCAGAAGACUCCGCUGGCAGGGGAGACUGUGAACCUUUCAGGGAUCCCACUGUCGACGCGGGAUGUACAGCACAUAAUGCGCUACCUGGGCAGCCGGGGUGCUGGGCUCACAGUGCUGGACCUGAGCUUCACCGGGCUGAGUGACGAGCUGCUGCACCUGCUGCUGCCCAGCCUCUGGAUGCUUCCCCGCCUCUCCCAGCUCCUGCUCAACGGCAACCGGCUAACGAGGGCCGCUGCCCGUGAGCUCACUGAGGCUGUCAAGGACGCCACCAAGUUCCCUGCGCUGGUCUGGGUGGACCUAGGCAACAAUGUGGAUGUGGCCUCCCUGCCCCAGCCCCUUCUGGUUGGCCUGCGCCGGAGGCUGAGCCAGCGCACCUCCCUCCCUACCAUCUAUGAGGGCCUGGACCUCGAGCCUGAGGGCAGUGCGGCUGGGGCUACCCCUGCGGCUUCUACUUGGGGCUCGGCAGCUGCUGGGCCAGGGUCCGAACCCCAGGCCUGCUGCACCAGAUGACCAGCCCCCCACCCUGGCUUCUGCUACCUGACUUACAGUGCUCCCAAGCACAUGGGAUGGGGGUGAUGGAAGCCCCAGAGGUCCCCCAGGUCCCCAGAGAUCUGGUAUUCAGCCUGGGAUCAAGGGGCUAGAAGGAGAAUGGGCUUGUCAGAUACUGGAUGGUCAGCCCAGGCUGGGGUCUCUGCCUUUCCUCAGCCGGUGGGGCCCAGCACCCACUGUGCAGACCCCACAAUAAAGGGUGAUGUUCCCUCUGC